UCGUGCGCGUGAACGCGAAUCGUGAAAACUGUACUCCAGUCAGUCGUUGUUGCUCGUCUCAUAGUAAAGUGAGAAGUGAAUAAUAGCAAAAAUGUCGGCUGCAGAGCUUAAUCCAAGACCCGUCCGGGUUUCACCCCUUAUCAAGUUUGGUCGCUGGAGCUUUCUUGCUUUGGGAGUAGCAUACGGAGCAUUCCAUCAAAAUAGACUUAGCAAAAGAGAAACUGCUCGACGAGAGAUAGAAGAAAGAGAGAGACCAGCUCGUGAAGCUAGACUUGCUGCAGAAAAGAAAAUUGCUGCUGAUGCUGAAUUGAAAGCUCUAGAACAAAUGGCCAAGUAAAUUGUGAAACUCUUCAGUAAUCAAUAGUAUCUUUGAAAUGAUUUGUUUUAAAAUGCUAAUUUUUGUUAAGUUCAAUCUUGAAGUAAGAUGAAAAAUUAUAAAUAAAAAGCAGUGAUUACACUAAAAA
Trichogramma pretiosum is the source of this 464-nucleotide messenger RNA. It is a transcript of the gene ATPsynE, whose product is annotated as ATP synthase subunit e, mitochondrial. Gene Ontology annotation, molecular function: proton transmembrane transporter activity. The record is from RefSeq and is a predicted model, not a curated record. Bases 92 to 337 code for a protein of 81 amino acids. Gene Ontology annotation, biological process: proton motive force-driven ATP synthesis. Lineage: Eukaryota; Metazoa; Arthropoda; Insecta; Hymenoptera; Trichogrammatidae. The transcript has 3 exons.